This is a messenger RNA of Cicer arietinum (chickpea), 2075 nucleotides long. RefSeq names its product polygalacturonase At1g48100-like. Gene Ontology annotation, biological process: carbohydrate metabolic process. Lineage: Eukaryota; Viridiplantae; Streptophyta; Magnoliopsida; Fabales; Fabaceae. The record is from RefSeq and is a predicted model, not a curated record. Gene Ontology annotation, molecular function: polygalacturonase activity.
UAUAAAAACAUAGCCGUCACUUUGUUUUGGCAAUAAAAAGAACAUCUUUCUCUCUUCUCUCUCUGCCUCUUCACUCACAUUUCCAUAUUAACCACUAAAAAAAUGAGUGGCUUAAGCUUAAAGGGUUUCACAUACAUGCUUCUCAUUGCAUUUCUCAUAUGGUCUUCAAAUUUUAAGUGUUGCAUUGCAAGAAGAGGUAAGCAUUGGAGACAAAGUAUAAGUUUCUCAUCUUCUUUGUAUAAGAAGAAAGGAAAGAGUUAUAGUUAUGGAAAUGAUCAUAAAAAAAAUCACCAUAAUGGUGGAUCAAAUUCAAAACCAAAGUCUCCUCCAACACAUAAAAGUGUUCCACAAUUACCAAAUUCUCCUCCACCAUAUAAAAGCAUUCCAAUAUCUCCACCAAUUUCUAAGCCAAAAUACUCUCCAUCAACUCCACCACCAAAAGCUUAUUCCAUUAUCUUCAAUGUGCUAGAUUAUGGAGCUAAAGGAGAUGGUAACACCGAUGACACAAAGGCAUUUGAAGCGACUUGGGCAGCUACAUGUAAGGUAGAGGCAUCAACAAUGGUGGUUCCAGCAGAUUACGUGUUCUAUGUGGGCCCAAUUUCGUUCUCGGGCCCAUAUUGUAAGCCCAACAUUGUUUUUCAGCUUGAUGGUACAAUUAUUGCUCCAACAAACCCAAACGCUUGGAGUGGAGUUAUGCUACAGUGGAUAGAAUUCACAAAAUUAGAUGGAAUUACCAUUCAAGGAAAUGGUGUCAUUGAUGGAAGAGGUUCAAUUUGGUGGCAAGAUUUCCCAUAUGAUAAUCCAAUAGAUGAUGAAGAAAAGCUUAUAGUUCCUUUAAAUCAUACUCAAACACCUCCACUUCCGGUACAAAAUGAGAUGGGAAGAAAAAUGCCAAGUAACAAGCCAACUGCACUACGAUUUUAUGGAAGCUAUGGUCCAACAGUCACGGGCAUAACAAUUCAAAAUAGUCCUCAGUGUCAUCUAAAGUUUGACAAUUGUAAUGGGGUCCUAGUUCAUGAUGUGAGCAUUUCAUCUCCUGGUGACAGCCCUAACACUGAUGGAAUUCACCUUCAGAAUUCCAAAGAUGUCUUGAUUCACAGCAGCAAGUUAGCAUGUGGAGAUGAUUGUAUAUCUAUACAAACUGGAUGCUCAAAUGUGUAUGUACACAAUGUCAAUUGUGGGCCAGGACAUGGAAUUAGCAUUGGAAGUUUAGGAAAGGAUAACACCAGAGCUUGUGUCUCAAACAUUACUGUUAGAGAUGUCAACAUACACAACUCAAUGAAUGGUGUCAGAAUCAAAACAUGGCAGGGUGGAUCAGGGUCAGUUCAAGGGGUACUAUUCUCAAACGUACAAGUUUCAGAAGUUCAACUUCCAAUUGUGAUAGACCAAUUCUACUGUGACAAAAGAACAUGCACAAACCACACAUCAGCAGUGGCACUAGCAGGAAUCAACUACGAAAGAAUAAAAGGAACAUACACAGUUAAACCGGUACACUUUGCAUGCAGUGAUAGUUUGCCUUGUGUAGAUGUUUCUUUAACCACUGUUGAGUUAAAACCUAUUCAAGAAAAGUACCAUCUAGAUGAUCCAUUCUGUUGGCAGACUUUUGGUGAGUUGAGAACUCCAACUGUUCCUCCAAUCGGUUGUUUACAGAUCGGGAAGCCAUCCAAUAACCGGAUUCAAACCGAUCACGAUAUAUGUUGAAUUUUCUAUAAACAAAAUUCGCAUAUUCGAGAAAAGCCUAGUCCCACAUUGCCAAAGAUAUGGUCUUAUAGUGGUUACAGCUUCACUUACGAGUCAGUUUUGUGGGAAUGAGUUAAACGCAGAAUCUAAGAGUUAUGCAUUUCUUAUAAGGUGCAUUUAGAUUUAGAUUUGUAAUUGUGUUAGAUAAGAGCAUGUAUAUUCCAAGAGUCCUAGUUUUAUAGGGAUUUUUCUUCAUCAUGAGAAUAUUAUAUAGUACUGUUACUUACUAGCCCUGCUUUCAGCAAGAGGCCAAGAGUAUAUAUAAUUGUGAUAAAAUGAAGCCUUGUAGCUGAAGAAAAUUUCAUGUGUGUGACAUAAUAUUAUUAUUAUUAUCA